AUGGGCUGGCUCCCUUGGUCUUCCGGCGAUUCGAACAAAUCCUCCGACGGUGGCCGUAUCGCUCCGGACCGAACAAGUCGUGCGCGCUGCUGGGAAGGACGUGAUCACUUCUUCGCUUGCCUGGACCGGAAUGACAUUCUUGAUGGAAUCAAAAACGACAAGGAGGCGAGGCAAAAAUGCGCGAAGGAGGUUGCGGAGUUUGAGGAAGCGUGCUCGAAGACCUGGGUAAAAUACUUCAAGGAGAAGCGUGUGAUGGAAUAUAACCGGGAUAAGACGAUCGAGCGCAUCAAGAACGAGGAUGCGCAAAAGGUGAAGGAAUUGAAGUCUUCAGGCUGGAAGCCUACUUGA
Penicillium maclennaniae is the source of this 348-nucleotide messenger RNA. RefSeq names its product cytochrome c oxidase subunit 6B family protein. Gene Ontology annotation, biological process: mitochondrial respiratory chain complex IV assembly. Bases 1 to 348 code for a protein of 115 amino acids. The transcript has 2 exons. Lineage: Eukaryota; Fungi; Ascomycota; Eurotiomycetes; Eurotiales; Aspergillaceae. Gene Ontology annotation, cellular component: mitochondrion; mitochondrial intermembrane space; respiratory chain complex IV. The record is from RefSeq and is a predicted model, not a curated record.